AGUCAAAUAUGUUCAUGUCAGAGAGAGGGUGCAGAUACAAUAUAUCACCACGUGGGGACACUGUAGACCAUGAUAUCUGGAAGUUAUUUGAGUGAACACAUGACUCCACCCAGUAACUGACGAUUACCAUGAUGAUUCUGUGUGCUUUGUUACAAAGAGAUGCAGGGUGAGAGAGAAAAGAACGAGCCACCAUAUUCAGCUGAUUCUUAACACGAGUUUUUUUACGGGAGUGACUACACUGACAUUUAUGGAUAUUUCGUGAUGGAUAUAAUUAUGAAUUUCUCAAGAAGAACGACCAUUUGUCGGAUAUACAUUGUGAUCGGGCUGCUGAAUUAUUCCUGGGAAGCGGUCACGGCGCAGCUCUCUUAUUCCUUACCGGAGGAAGUAAACCCGGGCACCUCAGUUGGAAAUCUCGCCAAGGACCUGAAUCUCCACGUCCAAGAGUUGGAGUCUCGUAUUUUUCAAAUUGUUAAUGGAUCAAAGAGAAAAUAUUUCGAUGUAAAUCUAAAAACGGGUUUCCUUUACGUAAACGAGAGAAUAGACCGAGAGGAGCUCUGUGCGAAGGCUCCAAAAUGCACUGUAAAUGUAGAGGCCGUCAUCAACAAUCCACUAAAGCUGUACCGUGUAGAAAUACAUGUUGUCGAUAUUAAUGAUAAUGCACCUCAUUUCUCUGAAAACUCUCAGUCGCUAAACAUUGCUGAGAGUACUUUACCAGGACUCAAAUUCGGAUUGAUAGAAGCAUCAGAUUUGGAUGUUGGCAAGAAUGGCGUUAAUACGUACAGACUGGGUCAUAAUGAAUAUUUUUCUUUGGACAUUCAUAAAGGAGGGGAUAGCGUGUCUGCUGAGUUAGUCCUGCAGAGAGCUUUAGACCGCGAGCAUGAUGCAGUUAUAAAACUAACACUCACGGCAAUAGACGGAGGAAACCCACCAAAGUCAGGGACCUCACACAUUAUUGUUAAUGUUUUAGACAUUAAUGACAACAUUCCAAUUUUCAGUAAAUCUCUAUAUAAAGUUCAAAUCCCUGAAAACUUUCCACCAGGGUCUAAAGUGAUCAUUCUGAACGCGACGGAUGCAGAUGAGGGUUUGAAUGGUGAAGUAGAAUACUCCUUGAGGAAAAAAGGUCAGGAUCAUGUUCUUGAUUUGUUUGAAAUGGACAGAGACACAGGCGCAAUUUUAGUCAAAGGUAAAAUCGACUAUGAAGAAAACCCUGCGUUUGAGAUUCAUGCACAAGCCAGUGACAAAGGGCAACCUCCCAUGUCUGCUCAUUGUAAAGUGCUGGUAGAAGUGCUGGACGUGAACGACAAUGCUCCAGAGAUCUCUGUGACAUCACUACUAGCCACAGUGAAGGAGGAUGCUAAAGUAGGUACUGCUAUAGCACUUGUCUCUGUAAUGGAUAAAGAUGGUGGACAAAACGGUGCAGUGACAGCUGUCAUUUUAAAUGAUGCCCCUUUUAAACUUGAUACAAAUUAUAAAAAUUAUUAUUCUUUAGUAGUUAACGGUCCGAUUGACAGAGAAACUGAGGCCAACUACAAUGUUACUAUCGUAGCAACUGAUGAAGGAAAUCCACCUCUCUCCAGCACAAACAUAGUGACUGUUCGUGUUUCUGAUGUCAAUGAUAAUGCACCUUAUUUCUCUGAGCCGCUGAUUAAUGUUUAUGUGAAAGAAAACAGUCCAGUAGGAGCAAACAUUAAGACCGUUUCCGCAUUUGAUGAUGACGUCGAUCAAAACGGUCAGGUGACUUAUUCAUUUUUACAAAGUAACAGAGACACACUGCCAUUAUCUACAAUGGUGAACAUCAACUCAGAGAAUGGAGAUAUAAUCAGUCUACAGUCGUUUAACUUUGAGGAGAUGAAAACGUUUCAGUUCAAAGUUCAGGCCACAGACUCUGGUGUUCCUCCGCUCAGCAGCAACGUGACAGUGAACGUUUUUAUCCUGGAUGAAAAUGACAAUAGUCCCGUGGUUCUUGCGCCCUAUUCUGAGCACGGCUCCGUUAACAGUGAGAGCAUCCCCUAUAAUGUUGAAGCGGGACACAUUGUGGCAAAGAUCAGGGCUGUAGACGCAGACUCUGGAUACAACGCGCUGCUUUCUUAUCACCUCUCUGAAACCAAAGGAAACAACCUCUUCCGGAUCGGAACCAGCACCGGGGAAAUCAAGACUAAGAGGAGAAUGAGUGACAAUGACCUGAAAACUCACCCCUUGGUGGUGCUGGUUUCUGAUAACGGAGAACCCUCCCUGUCAGCUACUGUGUCUAUAGAGGUGAUGGUGGUUGAAAACUCAGCUGAUAUCCAGACUCAGUUCAGACAUGUGCCCAUAAAGGACGAGAGCUUCACUUCACUAAACCUGUAUCUGCUGAUCGCCAUUGUGUCGGUGUCAGCCAUCUUUCUGCUCAGCCUCAUCAGUUUAAUAGCUGUCAAAUGCCACAGGACAGACAGCAGUUUCAGCAGGUACAGCGCCCCCAUGAUCACCACCCACCCUGACGGGAGCUGGUCUUACUCUAAAGCUACACAGCAGUAUGACGUAUGUUUCAGCUCAGACACGCUCAAGAGUGACGUCGUGGUUUUCCCCGCACCGUAUCCACCUGUAGAUGCGGAGCUGAUCAGUAUUAACGGAAGUGACACGUUUACCAGGACUCAGACUUUGCCUAAUACAGAGAAGGUAAGAGAACCAUAAUGAUAUCCAUUUGAACAAUUUUCUAGGAUGACAUGAGUUUAUA
Molecule: messenger RNA, 2713 nt
Organism: Solea solea (common sole)
Lineage: Eukaryota; Metazoa; Chordata; Actinopteri; Pleuronectiformes; Soleidae
Product: protocadherin alpha-5-like
Exons: 1
Coding region: 262-2670 (802 amino acids)
Biological process (GO): homophilic cell-cell adhesion
Cellular component (GO): plasma membrane
Molecular function (GO): calcium ion binding
Source: RefSeq, a predicted model, not a curated record